UGAGCAGCUGGCGAGCUGGGGCUUGAGGAAGCCGGGUUCUCGCGCGGGAUUCAUCCGAACAACUGAGACCCUCGAGCAGGCGCCAUGUCCCAGCGGUCGAGGGACCCCCGCCCCAUCCCGCAGCGCAGCAAGGCCUGCCGCUGCCUCUUCGGGCCGGUGGACGGCGAGCAGCUGCAGCGCGACUGCGACGCGCUCAUGGCCAGCUGCCUCCAGGAGGCCCGCGAGCGGUGGAACUUCGACUUUGUCACCGAGACCCCCCUGGAGGGCGACUUCGCCUGGGAGCCCGUGCAGGGCCUGGGCCUGCCCAAGCUCUACCUGACCCCCGGGGCCCCCGGAGACCUGGGAGGGAGCAAGCGGCCCAGCACCUCCACCGCCCUGCUGCCCCCGCCCGGCGAGCACGAUGACCACGUGGACCUGUCGCUGUCCUGCGCCCUGGUGCCUCGCUCGGCCGAGCAGCCCGACGGCUCCCCGGGGGCGCCCGGGAGCUCUCAGGGCCGGAAACGCCGCCGGCAGACCAGCAUGACAGAUUUCUACCACUCCAAACGCCGGCUGAUCUUCUCCAAGAGGAAGCCCUGAGCUGCCCCCCCUGCCCCCCGGAGGCUCUGCUCCACUCCCGGGGGCCCCCGGCCCCUCUGCGUCUCCUGUCUCCUCCCUCACCUCGUGCGUCUUAAUUAUUAUUUGUGUUUUAAUUUAAACUCCCUCAUGUACAUACCCUGCCUGGCCCCUCCCGCCCACCUCUGGCAUUAUUUAAAGAAAAAUACCCUUAGAUAGUAGGACGGUAGACUGAUCAGAGGGCGGGACAUUUUUUACUCAAUGAAAUAUUAUUUAAAUCCUUCUUAUCCCAGAUGCUUUCUUCUCUCCCCCCACCCCUACUGUGGCCUCCACCCUGUCCUGGAUGUGGAUUCCUCUGGAUUUGAGAAGGAACUAGGUAGCACUUUGAAAGGGCCCAGCCGAGCGGGGACAGUGUCGGAAUCCGUGGGGACGCCCCACCUCCUGUAUGGGGAGCAGGGUGACCCGGCUGGGGGCACGGAAUGUGGCACUGGCCUAGCUCGUGACGCAAAGGCAGGGGACUGUCGGGCCCUGUAGCAACCCCCACUCCCUCCCCCCCCCAAGCCCCUUCUGCCUCAGUGUUUGAGCCUCCCUCCCUGUGGGCUCCAUAGCUACUUUUGGGGGGCCCUCAGCUGUCCUCCUUUCACAGCUGGCUCUCAAGGCCCCUCUGCUGCUCUCCCCUCCCACCCCCCGUGUCCUUCCCCCUCAGGCCCCUCUUGGAUCCGGGGGACAGCGCUGAGCACUGUGGCCCCUCCCCCAUGGGCUGGAGGGAAAGGGUCACCCACAAAGUAGGGGGCCUCCCAAGACAGGGUCCCCAGCCCCCCUGUGACCUCCCACGCCACCCGGCUCCAUGGCACUUGGAGUGGCAGUUGGACGUGGCGUCAGAGGCGGGUGGGGGGGGGCACAGUGCGCAGCAGUUGUGCGUGUGGGCUGACGUGAGCUGGGGGGGCGGGCGCUGUCAUUCCCAGCACUGAACACUGAGCCCCCCACCCCCCGGAGGCACCAAAGCACUUAGUGGGUCUGACCCCCACCCCACUCCAGCUCCUGACACCCGGGCCUGGCCUGCACCCCCACUGCUGUCUCCCUCCCAGCCCCACCCAUGGUGCUGGCUCCGCUCACCGCCAGCAGGUGCUCAAUAAACGUUUCUUUUUGACUUGC
Molecule: messenger RNA, 1707 nt
Organism: Perognathus longimembris pacificus (Pacific pocket mouse)
Lineage: Eukaryota; Metazoa; Chordata; Mammalia; Rodentia; Heteromyidae
Gene: Cdkn1a
Product: cyclin dependent kinase inhibitor 1A
Exons: 3
Coding region: 85-576 (163 amino acids)
Biological process (GO): regulation of mitotic cell cycle; signal transduction by p53 class mediator
Cellular component (GO): nucleus
Molecular function (GO): cyclin-dependent protein serine/threonine kinase inhibitor activity
Source: RefSeq, a predicted model, not a curated record